This is a messenger RNA of Rhododendron vialii, 992 nucleotides long. RefSeq lists its product as uncharacterized. The transcript has a single exon. Lineage: Eukaryota; Viridiplantae; Streptophyta; Magnoliopsida; Ericales; Ericaceae. The record is from RefSeq and is a predicted model, not a curated record. Bases 330 to 947 code for a protein of 205 amino acids.
UUCUUGUGAUUGUGGGUUUGGCCGGUCGAAUCUCCAACAAUACCAAAAUUCUACACCCUUUUCAUUCGGGUGACGAAUGAGAUGCUAUCACUCAAUACCAAAAUACUACUGUACUUUUCAUUCGGCUGAUAGUUUUUUUUUUUUGGAAAAGAUUCGGCUGAUAGUUUCUUCGAGCAUCAUUUGUUGGAGCAUCCAUUUUCUCACCACUCCUGCAUAUAUUCCGACACAUUUCUCAUCACAGAUCAUAGGCUGCCCUAACUAUAAGACCUCUCUCUCUCUCUCUCUCUCUCUCUCUCUCUGUGUAAUGUUUUUUUAAGAUACAGAGCUAAAUGGAGUUUUUUAACAUCGCAAAGAAGGUGCGCCUCCGCAGCCACCACAACAAGUACCUCUACGCCUACGAAGACGAAGAAUCCGUAAUCCUAAUCCCACGCCGGAAAGGGUCAUAUCAAAAUGCCCGCUGGACUGUCGAAUUCAACGAGGACAAAAUCCGUCUGAAGAGCUGUUACGGGAGGUACCUCACCACCUCCUACAGGACCUGCUGCCUCAUGGGCAUGAUCGCCGGCCUGAACGCGGUCCACACGGAAGCGGAGGUAGCGUGCAGCUCGUGGGUGGAGUGGGAGCCGAUAAGAGAAGGCCACCUGGUGAAGCUCAAGACACGGUACGGGAACUUUCUGCGGGCGAACGACGGGGGUAUCCCGCCGUGGCGGAACUCCGUUACUCAUGAAGCUGUAUCGCCUCGGAAGGCGAAGCAGGAUUGGAUCCUGUGGGAUGUUGAUGUAUUGGAGAUUUUACCGGACAUUUCACCGGGGCUGCAACCGGGUACCGAAUCCGAGUUGGACCUAUACCCAGAAGAAUUGUUCCAGUCCGAGUCCGAGUCCAAGUCGGACCUCUACCCAGAAUUGUUUGAGUCCUUGCACAACUCCAAAUACUCUCAUGUGUUAUAUUAGUUUUUUAUUAAUUAAAAAAAAAUCUAUGUUACUGGCCCUUGCGAA